AUGCAUGACCCAGUCAACCGGUCACAAAAGCUGAGGCACAACACCGGCAAUGAGGCUGCGGGCCCACUGCAAUUUGGCAGUAGCAGGUCACUCCCCAAUUAUCCGUUCCUAAAUGGCAGUUAGUCUGCAUUUAAUUCAUGCUUCUCCCUCUCUCUCUCUCUCUCUCUCACUUCACUCUCCCACUCUCUCUCUACAAUCCAAUAAAACUCCCCCCUCUGAAACUUCCAUUCCGUGGCACAUAUCUCUCAGAUCCCUGCCAUUUUUCAUAUUCAAUUGGAUCACCUCCUGUCGAUCACUUUCUCUCUCUAGGAUCCUGCUCCUCCCGUCGCUGUCCGUACAGCAUUUCUCUGGAGAGUUAAGGUUUUUCCAUAGCUACUGAAAGGGAUAGAUAUUACCAUGAAGAUUGGAAUCCAACUUUGAAAAUAUCCGUUGGGAAAGUUUUGCCAGUAGCACACUGUCUAUGUUUGGACAUACUUUGGGCUGUAUGAUUUGAGUGUGUAUAGUGGUGAAGGUGGCUCACAUGUACGUAGAGGCGUGGACUUUAGUGACCUUUAAGGUAUCAUUGGUGGUGUUGCUUCGUUGCUGCUGAUUAUUUGGUUAGAGGGAGAUGCUGGAAACGGAGUCUUGUCCUUCACGGGUUUUAUCACCAUUCCGCGAGGAGAGUGGGGACGAGGAGCUCUCUGUUCUUCCGAGGCAUACGAAGGUUAUUGUGACUGGGAAUAAUAGAACAAAGAGUGUUCUGGUGGGGCUGCAAGGCGUUGUCAAGAAGGCAGUUGGCCUUGGUGGAUGGCAUUGGCUGGUUUUGAAGAAUGGGGUUGAGGUCAAGCUCCAAAGGAAUGCUUUGAGUGUGUUGGAACCUCCAACUGGAAAUGAAGAAGACGAUGAUUAUGAUUUUGAUGAUUCUAGCAGUGGUUCUGACAUAGGUGGGAAAGACCAUCAUCCCUUCACUUCUGGCUUUCAAUUCAGCAAGAUAAACAAACCACGAGCUCGGUAUAGUAGACCGUGGUCGCCAUCUCCAUCCAUGAAAUCAGUCAAUCGGAGUAGUUGCAGAGAAGUUCAGUUCAAAUGUCAUACAACCCAACUGAGAGUUAAUUUGUCGAAGCUCGGAACUGGAUCGCUGUGGAGAUACUGGCGGAGCUUCCAUCUCGCACAUGUUAGUCCUAACCCUACUAAGGAGCAGCUGGUCAAUGCUAUCCAGCAGCAUUUUUCUUCACAGCAUGUGGAUGAGGUACAAGUGAUUGUGGAUUUCAUCCGCGCGGCCAAGAGACUACAACCGGUUGUUGGCAUAAAUUGAGUGAGAUAUAUAUAUAUAUAUAUAUAUAUAUGCCUCAUUUACCUGUAAUAUAUCUAUCUAUAUAUGUAUGUAUGUAGCGACUACUCUAGUUUUCACCUUUAAUUAACUGCUAAUCUCAGAGAUCAGGUUUGUAUGUGAGUUUUAACAUAUUCCUAGUCUCACAACCCUAACCUUGUAUCUUCACUAGUGGGCCAAUUAAUAUUAUCCUCCACAAUUUUCUCAAA
Molecule: messenger RNA, 1518 nt
Organism: Salvia miltiorrhiza (redroot sage)
Lineage: Eukaryota; Viridiplantae; Streptophyta; Magnoliopsida; Lamiales; Lamiaceae
Exons: 7
Coding region: 608-1294 (228 amino acids)
Biological process (GO): regulation of DNA-templated transcription
Cellular component (GO): histone deacetylase complex
Molecular function (GO): protein binding; transcription coregulator activity
Source: RefSeq, a predicted model, not a curated record